Messenger RNA from Sardina pilchardus (European sardine), 1181 nucleotides. It is a transcript of the gene tm4sf21a, whose product is annotated as transmembrane 4 L six family member 21a. The transcript is spliced from 5 exons. The coding region runs from base 303 to 875 and encodes 190 amino acids. Lineage: Eukaryota; Metazoa; Chordata; Actinopteri; Clupeiformes; Clupeidae. Gene Ontology annotation, cellular component: membrane. The record is from RefSeq and is a predicted model, not a curated record.
ACUGAAUCACUCUUGCACACUCCCGCCUGGCCCCUCCCUGCACCUCAUAUCUAAUCCUGAGCACAUGUGUGGAGCCAGACGCAGACAGCAGUGGAAGAGAGAGGUCAAAACAAGCUGGACACAGACUAUCCUUAGACUCUUUUUGGCUUUCAGACAGAACUGACCUGGGCAACAGCAAAAAGGAAAACGCGAUCAGAAUACUCUCGUGGACCACCAGAUUUUUGGAUUUGGGUCAAAGGCCGUCUGACGGUUGCGCUUUGUGCACCCUUGUUCGUAACUCCACAGAGAGAGUCGAAGCUGACAUGUGUACGGGGAAGUGUUCCCGCUUCAUCGGAGCGUCGCUGUACCCCUUGGCGCUCACCUCGAUCAUCUGCAACAUUCUCCUUUUCUUCCCGGGCUGGGACGUCCAGUAUGCCAAAGAUGGACACAUCACAGAGGAGGUCAAGUACAUGGGAGGCCUCAUCGGCGGUGGCAUCAUGGUGUUAGUACCAGCAAUACACAUUCAUCUGACAGGAAAGCAAGGCUGUUGUGCUAACCGUUGUGGGAUGUUCCUGUCAAUUGCAUUUGCUGCUGUUGGAGUAGCUGGCGCCCUCUACAGUUUCGCCGUGGCCAUGUCCGGUUUAGUCAAUGGGCCAUUGUGUAGAGUAGGAUUAAUCUGGAUGACUCCUUUUAAAGACAAGGAGAACAGCUACCUUCAUAACCAGAACACGUGGUUCCUGUGCACUUCACCUGAUAAUGUGAUCCAGUUCAACAUAGCCCUGUUCAGCACUCUGGCAGCAGUGGGCGCCGUGGAGACCAUUCUGUGCUCCAUCCAGAUGAUCAAUGGCCUCUUCGGUUGCCUGUGUGGCACCUGCAAAUCCAAAGAGACUUAUUGACUUGCGCCCUCUAGUGGCAGACAACAUCAGCAUCAAGUUCUUACAUUCUUCAAACUGCAAAGGGGCCACCUGGAAGACAAUAUGUGGCAAUCUACUGUAAAAGCUUUUAUAUUACACAGUUGUUAAUUGGGGGUGAGGGUUAUCUAUGUGAAUACUAUGUGAUUAUUUGUGCCAUGUACAGUUUCUAUAGAUUAAAACAUGUUAAACGUUAAUAUGCACUAUACUGUUGAUCAUUGUGUUUGUACGUAACAAUAGGUAAAACUAUUUGUACAAGUGUAGAGUCAAUAAAUGUUAUUUUCAACACUU